Molecule: messenger RNA, 792 nt
Organism: Orycteropus afer afer
Lineage: Eukaryota; Metazoa; Chordata; Mammalia; Tubulidentata; Orycteropodidae
Gene: MPST
Product: mercaptopyruvate sulfurtransferase
Exons: 3
Coding region: 55-792 (245 amino acids)
Biological process (GO): transsulfuration
Cellular component (GO): mitochondrion
Molecular function (GO): thiosulfate-cyanide sulfurtransferase activity
Source: RefSeq, a predicted model, not a curated record
GAGCCGGGAAGCCGGAAGCCCGAGAGCCGGGCUCUCAGCCCCGACGCGGCUGCCAUGGCCCCGCAGCAGCUCUUCCGCGCGCUGGUGUCUGCGCAGUGGGUGGCGGAGGUGCUGCGAGCGCCACGCACCGGAUCGCCCCUGCAGCUGCUGGACGCCUCCUGGUACCUGCCCAAGCUGGGCCGUGACGCGCGCCGUGAGUUCGAGGAGCGCCACAUCCCUGGCGCUGCCUUCUUCGACCUAGACCAGUGCAGCGACCGCACGUCGCCCUACGACCACAUGCUCCCCAGCGCGGCGCAGUUCAGCGAUUACGUGGGUCACCUGGGUGUGGGCGCCACCACGCACGUCGUGGUCUACGACGCCAGCGACCAGGGCCUGUACUCGGCGCCCCGCGUCUGGUGGAUGUUCCGCGCCUUCGGCCACCGUACAGUGUCGUUGCUCGAAGGUGGCCUCCGCCACUGGCAGCACCUGGGCCUCCCACUGGGCUCCGGCAAGAGCCACCCAGUGCCCGCCGAGUUCUCCGCCAGGCUGGACCCUGCCUUCAUCAAGACGUUCGAGGACAUCAAGGAGAACAUCGAGUCUCAACAUUUCCAGGUGGUGGAUGCCCGGUCCACUGGUCGCUUCCGAGGCACCGAACCUGAGCCGAGAGAAGGUAACAGCCUGGGGAGAGGGCCUGGGAGGUCACCCCAGAACCUGCACCCCAGUCCUGUGCGUGUCUUGGGUCACUGCCUUGGGGGGCUCAAGUCUGCCCCCACCUCUGCCGAUGGUGUAGUGAAGGAGGAGGGAGUCUUCUGA